AUGCAGUUCAACGGCAUCCUCCUCGCCCUUGUGGCCAGCUCUGCCAUGGCCAUGGCUGCUCCUGCGGAAGACAGUGCCAGCGGUACUCUCAGCGCGAAUUGGUCUUGCCCCAGUGGGUGGAAGGUUUGUGGAGAGUGCAACGGCACAUCCUGCAAGGUGGCAGGAACCAACCGUGGAUGCGACACUGGCAGUUGCACCAAGCAAAGCGGAGCUGGCGAUGGAGCUAUCUGUGGUUCGAAAUGGGCUGGAAACUGGAACAUGGACUGCCCCGGAAAGGCCUAA
Molecule: messenger RNA, 282 nt
Organism: Aspergillus wentii DTO 134E9
Lineage: Eukaryota; Fungi; Ascomycota; Eurotiomycetes; Eurotiales; Aspergillaceae
Exons: 4
Coding region: 1-282 (93 amino acids)
Source: RefSeq, a predicted model, not a curated record